Molecule: messenger RNA, 1887 nt
Organism: Musa acuminata subsp. malaccensis (wild Malaysian banana)
Lineage: Eukaryota; Viridiplantae; Streptophyta; Magnoliopsida; Zingiberales; Musaceae
Source: RefSeq, a predicted model, not a curated record
GAGGUCUCUAAGCAGUGAGAAGUCUGAUCGAAUUGUUUCGUAGCUCAAAUGGGAAGUGGAAUGCCAAAGUUUCCUGUGGAAGAAAUGGACACCACUCGAGAAGUCUCUACAAGGCAUAAGCGGUCUAAGAGUGACUCUGAUAAGAGAAUCAAGACUGGUAAGCUGGAUACAUCAGUAAUAUCAUUUCAUCAUGUUAGGAUGGACAAGGAAGAAGUCGGCCAAGCUGAAGUCAAGAAGAGGCCAUCACCUAACAAUGUCAUGGAAAGCUCUUUAAAGAAAGAGAUUCAACAACUUGAGAAAUGCCUCGAGGAUCAGUUUGUUGUACGUCGUGCACUAGAACAAGCAUUGCAGCACAAGAGCUCUGCCAUUGAUACAUCAGCUGAUACUUUUAUUCCCAAAUCAACCAAGGAAGUAAUAAGGGAGAUUGCUAUGUUGGAGUUAGAGGUUGUGCAUUUGGAACAAUACCUUCUAUCCCUCUACAGGAGAGCUUUCGAGCAACAAAUGUCCGGUGCAUCACAUACUGCAGUUGAAGGUGCAACACAUGCUGCCUCAUUCCAAAAGUUCAGAUCAGCAGUUCGGUCGAAUCACAUCUUGCUUCCACAAAAGAUGGCAAAUUGUCGAGAGAAGCGUGGUUGUCUUCUUCACCGCAGCCAUUCCUCGGUAAUGCCACCUUCAUCAAAGUAUCCAACUCGAGCUCUCAAGGCAUGCCAUGCUUUAUCUUUCCUUGAACAUGAACAGCAGUUCAAUUCGGGGGUCAUUAGCUUAGCAGAUCAUCUUGGAACCACUGUCGCUGAUCAUGUUCCUGAGACACCGAACAGACUCUCCGAAGACAUGAUCAGGUCCAUGUGUGCCAUCUACCGCAAACUGACAGACCACCACGUUGGCCAUUGUGGUGUUGCAUCCUCUCCGACUUCAUCCUUCUCAUCUAGGAAUACAUUUUCUCCCUGUUAUACCGGAGAACUGCAGAGUCCUUGCCGCAAAAGGGAAUCCAUGGUUGAUACAUGGAUAGAAAAUUCUUGCUGUACCAAAAGAUUCCGGGAGUUCAGUGGACCUUACAGUGUGAUGGUGGAAGUGUCUUCUAUCUGCAAAUCCAGUCAAACGUCUACCGAUGUUGAAGAGAUGCUACAUAACUACAAAACGCUUGUCCAUCGACUUGAAACAGUUGAUCCAAGGAUGAUGAGCAACGAGGAAAAGAUUGCUUUCUGGAUUAACAUACACAAUGCUAUGUUAAUGCAUGCACAUCUAGAAUAUGGGAUUCCAGGAAGCAACAUAAAGAAGGUAUCAUUUCUCAUCAAGAACAUGUACAAUAUAGGUGGUCGUAUGGUGAAUGCGUACAUAAUACAAAGCUCAAUACUUGGCUGUCGUAUGCAUCCUCCAGGACAGUGGCUACGGCUAAUAAUCUCCUCAAAGGUGAAGGUCAAGGAUGGUGAUGAGUGGAAAGGCUACGCCAUUGAGAACCCUCAACCUCUACUACGUUUCGCACUUUGUGCAGGAAGCCAUUCAGAUCCUGCCGUUCGAGUGUACAGUCCCAAGAGACUGUCCCAACUGCUGGAAGCUGCAAAGAUGGAGUACAUCCAUGCUACUGUAACUAUUAGGAGGGGACAGAAGAUUCUUCUGCCAAAGAUUGUGGAUUCCUUUGCAAAGGACUCCAAGUUUUCUGACCGAGAAUUAGUGGACAUGAUCGAGUGCUGUGUUCCUGAGAGUUUGAGGUUGAUGGUCGAUGGAUGCCGUGGGAGUAGCUCUCGAAAGAUGAUCGAGUGGGUGCCUCACAACUUCACUUUCAGAUACUUGUUAUCAAGAGAACUCGGAAAUCCAAGAUUAAACUGAUCCCAUGUAUCACGUUGAUCAAUAUAUCGACACCAAAUGAUCAAUAUAUUGGCAUCUGAU